Girardinichthys multiradiatus is the source of this 2118-nucleotide messenger RNA. RefSeq names its product cyclin-dependent kinase 4-like. The record is from RefSeq and is a predicted model, not a curated record. Gene Ontology annotation, cellular component: cyclin-dependent protein kinase holoenzyme complex; nucleus; cytoplasm. Bases 142 to 1515 code for a protein of 457 amino acids. Gene Ontology annotation, molecular function: cyclin binding; cyclin-dependent protein serine/threonine kinase activity; ATP binding. Lineage: Eukaryota; Metazoa; Chordata; Actinopteri; Cyprinodontiformes; Goodeidae. The transcript has 10 exons. Gene Ontology annotation, biological process: regulation of gene expression; protein phosphorylation; signal transduction.
ACAAGCGUAAGGGAUAAACACUGCCUUGAGAGGACUGUGAAGCAAAGCCAUCUAUUCAAGAAUUUCGGGGAGAUUCUCAAGGCGUGGACAGCCAUUGAGGUCAGAGCUCCAAGAGCCAACACACAAAGACAUAUCCAGGACAUGAGCAAUAACUGUUGCAUUUCUUUUGGUCACAGAGUCUGGAGGAAGUUUGAAGAGGCACAGAAUCCAUGUUGCUUGAAGCCCAGCGUGACGUUUCCCGUCAGAGCCAUGUCAUCUGCUGUCUUUGGCCCACUGUGCUUUAUCAGGUGCAAAGUCAGCACAGCCAUCUGCCAGGAAAUUUACAGCCCUUCAUGCUCCACAUGGCAUCGCUGUCCACUUUACAAGACAACCAGUUGCCAGAAGCAAGACGAGGACCAGCGAAAAAGAGAUCAGAGGUGGAGGGGCUGGAAACACAUCGGCUGGUUGGUCUCUGAUCAGAGGAACCCGGACCCGGCCUGCACAGCUCUGAACCGGUUCUGUUCCAGAUUAAUACGUGGCAGACUUGCUGAGUAUGCCCUGCUCACUGAGCUGAAGCCCCCGCUGCUGAAGGAGAGGAGAACCGGGCGAGUCUGUUUGAACGUGGUCAUGGCCAACUGCACCAGUGUCCAGUAUGAGCCUGUGGCAGAAAUUGGUGGUGGUGCCUAUGGAACUGUGUACAAGGCCAGGGACACGGAGAGCGGGGAGUUUGUGGCUCUGAAGAACGUGCGCGUGCAGACAGACCAAAAUGGCCUUCCAGUCUCCACCGUCAGAGAGGUGGCUCUGUUGAAACGGCUGGAGCAGUUCGACCACCCCAACGUGGUCCGGCUCAUGGACGUUUGUGCCACCCAGAGGUCGGACCAGGAAACUAAAGUCACUUUAGUGUUUGAGCAUGUGGACCAAGAUCUGAAGACGUAUUUAGAGAAAGCUCCAGCUCCAGGAUUAUCUUCUGACUGCAUUAAAGACUUGAUGAGGCAGUUGCUGUCUGGCCUGGCAUUUCUUCACUCUAACCAUGUGAUGCACAGAGACCUGAAACCCGAGAAUAUUCUAGUGACCAGCCAGGGCCAAGUGAAGCUGGCUGACUUCGGUCUCGCCAAGAUCUACAGCUGCCACAUGGCUCUCACUCCUGUGGUGGUGACUCUGUGGUACCGGCCUCCAGAAGUUCUGCUGCAGUCCUGUUACGCCACUCCUGUUGAUAUAUGGAGCACCGGCUGCAUUUUUGCUGAGAUGUUUAGACGCAAACCCUUGUUCUGUGGAGAAUCAGAAAUGGAUCAGCUUGGGAAAAUCUUUGAAGUUAUUGGCCUGCCACCGCAGGAAGAGUGGCCGACUGAUGUUACAGUACAAAGAAAAAACUUUCCCCCUCUGAAGGCGCGCUCAAUCACAGAUUUUGUUCCAGAGAUAAAUGAGCAGGGCGCUAAAUUGUUGAUGCAAAUGCUGACCUUUGAUCCUUUGAAACGGAUAUCAGCCCUGAACGCUCUAGAACAUCCUUAUUUCCAGGACGGGGAGAAAAAAAGCUGAAAUCAGUCAGGAUUUUAUUCAUUUCAUUGCCCUUUUAGUACGGCCUGUGAUGUGAAAUUUUAUAUUGUUCUACCGGCAUCAAAAACAAGAGAAUCGGAAGACAAGAGAGCAUCACUGGCUUCUGAACCUUUUACAAUUGCAGAUGUUACGAUCACCAGUGUACAGCACCAGUGUCUUUAAAGUGCAAGAUGUCUGCAGGGACUGAUGUCUUCUCAUCUGAAGUGCUGCUCAUUAGCCUGAAUAAUGUCCACCCUGUCGUUGCAGUGAUUUUUAUUAUGUGCUGUGAUGCUUCUCCAGCAGAACCACGAACAAUGCAAGUCUGUGAGGGGCUUUUACAUGUAGUAACAUUAGGGACGACAGGUGUAUUCAAAUCCCGAGGAAGCAGUUAAAGGAAAACGUUUAUUAUCUCACCAAGAAAACGUGUUUUUGUGAAAAUUAUUUCAUAUUUUAUUUUGUGACAGAGGAAACCAUCUGAAACCAACCAGCACUAGGACCCUAAAUAAAUCAAACCUAAUUCAAUUACUGCCAGAUUUAAUUUGUGUUUUACUAUAUUGAUGGUGAUCUAUAUAAAUGAAUAAAUAUGAACGAUGCAUAAUAACUGAA